Chlorocebus sabaeus (green monkey) is the source of this 2350-nucleotide messenger RNA. RefSeq names its product chromosome 10 C2orf66 homolog (gene C10H2orf66). Lineage: Eukaryota; Metazoa; Chordata; Mammalia; Primates; Cercopithecidae. The record is from RefSeq and is a predicted model, not a curated record.
GUUGCUGUUACAUGUUAACAUUUCUCAAAGCUCAAGUUUGUGGCUCCCUUUUUUGCUCAUAUUCUAACCUUUACUGACGUAAUCUCAUUCACUUCUAUACCAACAACUCCCAAAUUUACAUUUCCUUCCCAGAUUUCUCCUUUGAACUCCAGAGUAUUGCAUACUCUCCAUCCCCAUGAGGAAAUCUCAAAGCCUCCUCUAACUCAAUACAUUUCAAAUGGAAUGAUGAUCUUCACUCCUCCAUGCCUGGGUUUGAUAUCUUGGUGAAUGGCACUGUAACCCACUCACCUGCAUAACACACAGACCUAGCAAUUGGUUUUGAAACUCCCAUCUCCUUAGCCCCCCACCCCAUAGUAUCCAGUACAUUAACAAUCCCUUAUAAAUCUCUCUCAGAUCUACCUAUAAUCUCUGCAUCUGUGCUAACACCAUCCUAAUCCAAGUUAACAUCUUUUCCUGCCUGGACUACUGUGUAACCACCCAACUGGCUUUGUGCAGCCCUCUUUUCUAGCUCAGUCUGUCCUUCCCACUGCAACCAGAAUAAAUGCAAGUAUUAUCAAGCUGCUUAGAUGCCUAAAACCCUUUUAAUUAGUAAGCAUUACUUGUAGCUGAAAGAUCAUAAUCUGACUGCCUCUCUGGCCCCAUCUUGCAUCAGGCUCCUCACUUGCUCCCUCUAUGCCUGGUAUAAUUUCAGUACCUUUAAUGUGUCCCAUUCCUAGCACAGCUGUUCACCUUGUUUGACACGCUUCUCCCUCUGUCCUCCUCAGGUUGCCUAGGCAACUCCUAUUCAAUUGACUGGAUGUAAGGUCAUUUCCUCACAGAAGCCUUCCCUGGCCCUCAGACUAAGUCAAAUUUCCUUUUUCUGUACUUUCAUAGCACUCGCUAUUUCAUAAAAACGAUUGUUGACUUAUAUGUACACAUUUGGUUGUAUAAUGAUUUGAUUAAUAUUUAUCUUGCCUACUACUCUAUUUAAUGAGGGCAAGGACUGUAUUUAUUAUUCUUACCGUUUCAUCCUCAAAGCCUAUUGCAGUGCCUGGCACACAAUAGGCACUUUCUAAAAGUCUGCUGACUGAAUAAACAGAGGAAAUGCACAAAUGAAGGGCAGAGGUCAUAGUAACUUGCCCAGGGUCAAGAUGGCAAGGCUGAGACUAUAGUUUCCAGUCCAGAUCACCAGUCUUCUGAAUAAAUAUCUUGUCCUAAAUUUUGUUCUAAAUCAUUGGAACCAAAGCAACGUCACAACUCAAGUCCAAUUUCUCGGCCUCCCGUUUUCUACAGAUGGCAUUUAUUCAGCAAUGGAAUGUUCUCCCCCAUCCCCUCUUUCACUCAGCUUCACUCCACCAUGACCAGAGCAUCUCUCCUGCUACUAUGUGUUGCCCUGGUGCUGCUUUGGCAUGUGAAUGGAGCCACACUAAGAAACAAAGACAAAUGGAAGCCACUCAACAACCCCAGAAACAGAGAUCUGUUUUUCAGAAGCCUUCAGGCAUAUUUUAAGGGCAGAGGUCUUGAUCUUGGAACAUUUCCAAAUCCUUUCCCCACGAAUGAGAAUCCUAGACCUCUCUCUUUCCAAUCAGAACUUACUGCUUCUGCAUCUGCAGAUUAUGAAGAGCAGAAAAAUUCCUUUCACAAUUAUCUCAAAGGCUGAAAGUUUCUUCUGAGCUCAGGUGUCUGGCUAUUGUAAAGCUACAGAUGAAGCCUCUCAUUAGAAAAAUUCAACCACUGUCAUAGCUAAACUUUCGUGUAGUUUCUUUCCCCCUCACUUUUAUUUUUCAGUUUGUAAUGAUUUUAUUCCACAUUUCCAUAUUUACAUAUAAAUCGCUGGAACUAUGAUUUCUAUGCAUAUUUAUGGAGUGUUUUUCCUGUACAACCAUAAAUAUUGAUGUAGAGCAGUGCAUGCAUUUGUAGGAGUUACAAAAACAUCACAAACUGAAAAAAGAUUAUAAUCUAAAUUAGAUGUUUCUUUAAGCUUGUUUUUAAAACUUGUCUUUUAAGUUUAUUAUCUUUUAUCAACCAAUUUUUUUUUAAAGGGACAUGCUCACUUUUAGUAUAGUAAAAUUCAUUAUAUGUGAUAGGGGGUUGGGUUUAAAAUUUGUCUUCCUUUCCUAAAAAGAAGAUGCAUUCCCAUGUUCAGCAUACACUACUAAAAGACCUCACAGUUUUAGUUUCAUAAGAAAUGAGGGCAAGUGAUAAACAGCCACAAUUAAGUUAAAAUGGAAGCAAACAACCACAACAAACAUGGGAUUUUAGAAGUUGUCAAUGCCUCUGAAGAUGUUCUUUGCCAGAAUAUUCAGAGGUGGACAUUGUGCCACAUCACAUAUUCUAGCAAUGCCCCAGCCCUUGCUCUCAUACACAACCU